UUAGCAAGCACAGUGCUGAUGUUGAUUGCACUAAUAAUCAGAACAGUACUCCAUUGAUGCGAGCUGCGCUGAAUGGUCGUGUGCAUGUUUUGGAUAUGCUAAUCAAAGAAUUCAACAGCAGUUGUCAUGUCCGAGGUUACAAUGGUUAUACUCUCCUUCACCAUGCAUGCGAUGGUGGUCAUAUAGAACUGAUAGACAAAUUAGUGCUUGAAUAUGGCCUCAAUCCCGCAGAUAAAGAUAAUGAUGGUAACACACCUCUACAUGUUGCAGCCAUUAAAGGACAUGUUGAAACAGUAAGACUUUUGAUUACUCAACACAAAAUUGAUAUUAAUAUCACUAAUAAUGUUUACUCUACCCCAUUGUGUUUAGCAGCUGAAGGUGGUCAUGAGAUUGUGAUUUAUGCCUUUAUUAAAGAGUUUAAAUGCAGCCCACAUAACAGAGGCUACAAUGGUCAAACUCUGCUUCACUAUGCUUUCCAAAAUGGUCACGUAGAACUAUUGAAUAAACUGGUAGCUCAAUAUAAGGUGGAUCCCACAAUUAGAGACAAUGAUGGGAACACACCUCUACAUCUUUUGUGUCCUACACCGCAUACUGAAGAAAUGCUAAGAACAAUCCUUUGCAAGUACCAGUACUGGACAGUGUUUCAAGUUAAUAAUAAAGGUAACACCCCUCUUCACACAGCAACUCUAUAUGGGCAAACUCAUUGUGCACGUUUACUAUUGCAGAAGUAUAAUGCUCCACUUUUUGUGCGAAAUACAGAUGGGAAGACAGCCCUUGAUUUAGCUAAACUUCAGAGAAAACAAGAAAUUGUUACAAUUUAUGAAAAUCAUACUUCCAAACUCCAGUUAACCUAUGAGCAACUAGACGAACUUGCUAAACAAGAGUUUACUGGUGAAAAGAACCUCACCAGAAUAUUUGUUGUAGGGCAUCCAGGUGCAGGGAAAUCCACGCUUGUUGAGACUAUUAAAAAGGAAGGUUUCUUCAGCUACUUCAGCACAUCAACUGUUUCCCCUCACACUCCAGGCAUUAUUCCAAGUACUUAUGACAGUAGUUAUUAUGGAAGAAUGAUACUCUAUGAUUUUGCUGGUGAUUCCGAGUACUACUCCUCACAUGCUGCAAUUAUGGAGUCAAUCAACACAUCAAAAGGAAGUAAUAUAUAUUUGAUAGUUUGUGAUUUGAGUAAAGGCGAAGAAGCUGCUGUCACUAAAUACAGCUACUGGCUUUCAUUUCUAUCAUACAAUAUUAAGCAAUUCUCAAACAUGAUUAUCCUACCAGUGGGAAGCCAUGCUGAUGUAAUCAACAAAACGUCAGUUAAACAAGUGUUACGUGUUCUUGACAGCGUAUCCCAAAAGUUCUGUAGCAGCUCCAAGAUUGAUAAUUUUCAAAUUGAACAAAGUGUUUCUCUUGAUUCUCGUAAACGAGGGGCUGUAGUAAAUUACAUAAAGGAACUCACUAAGAAAUUUUCCAAUUUAGUAUCCCUUUCCCCAGAGACAAGCACACUCUUGGGAUUGUUGAAGAAAGACUUUGAACAUGUUCCAGCUUGCAAAGUAAGCCUCCUUAUCUCUCACAUAGAAGAGACUGGAAUUCCACUGCCAGUAAAUUCUUCAUCACUGUACACUCUCAUAAGAGAGUUACAUGAUUUGGGUCUGCUAAUGUUGAUAGAGAGAGAAGGGGACUCCAUUGAGAACCAUAUAAUAAUUCUCAAGAUAUCAACAUUCACAUCAAAUGUACACAAAAAACUAUUUUCAGAGUCUGACCUCACAGAGCACAUUGAUCAACUCAAGUUUAGCGUAGGUAUUAUUCCAGAAUCACUACUGGAGAGAGUACUGCCAGAGUACAUCACAAAAGAAAGUCUACUGCAGUUGCAGUACUGUCACGAAAUUGAAAAUUUGUACGUGGAAAAGGACCACACUCUUUCUCAACUCACUUCAGAACCUGUACCAACAGAUAGUGCCACUAAAGAGAAAUCUCAUUUAUUUUUCCCUGCUCUAUGUGAUCUCAAGCUUGAGGACAUUCAAUGGCCUAAAUCCGAAGGUGAUAACAUUACUUUGGGAUGGUAUGCUAAAUGUGAUGGUGACAGAUUCGACUUCUUUCCAACACGAUUUCUUCAUGUGCUUAUCGUUCACCUCUCUCACAACUUUGCACUAAAACAAAGCCUGCCAACAAGACACAGACUCUCCACUACAGCUUUGAUUGCUGAGGUGCAUGCUGCCAAUCCUAGCUGUCGUGUGUGGUCGACUGGUUUGCAUUGGCUUAUGAAGAAUGGAGUGGAAGUGUUUGUCGAUAUGCCUAAAGAAGCUGAUAGUAAAGAACUGGUUGUACUAGCAAAGAGUGACGUCCGAAAUCAAGCCAAGUGUUUUGAAACUCUGCAUCAAGUUAUUCAAAAGAUAGUGGAAACAAAAGUUGAAUUCUGUGCUGGUAUAGUGCCUACUGUUUACCUUCUUGAUCCGAGUAACCUCAAGGAUGAACCUUUUACGAAUGCUUUGAGUUCAUCUAAAUACGUUCUUAGUGAUAUCGAAGAAGCACUAGCAGAAGGCACUGAGGAAGUUGCCGAUAAAAACAGGCAAUGCUUCUCCACUCCUAUCAAAGAAUGGAUCAGCCCAACAAGAUGGGCCAUAUCUUACUGGAAUUUGUUUUUUCCAAUGAAUACCUUCUUGGUUCAUUCUGCUUUGCUAGAAGUAAAGGAUGCUCAAUGGAAACUGCUAGGAAUGAGUCUUCCGAUCCCCUGGAACAAAUUAGAUGAAAUUGAGAAUAAUGACUCAUCGUUCCCAGGUGACAUUGCUAAGAAAAAAGAAGUAAUUCGACUGUGGAUGUCUCAAGAACCCACCUGGAUAGUGUUGGUAGACGCUCUCAGUCAAUCUGCAUAUGGAUGGUCACAGAAUUCAAGUCAAAUCUCACAAGAGCAUAAUGUACCUCUACAAAAGAAAAUCCUUGAAAGCAAUUCAUCCGUCCGUCCUGACGAGGAUUUUCUCCAAUCGUUUGCUGCCAUCAUUGGCUCUCGAUGGCAGUGUCUUGCUUUUCCCCUCUCCCUCACUUCUGAAGACAUUGUGAGCAUCAAGAGAGAGACAAGAGGAGCAGAGCCGACCAGACAAGCACUCGUCAUACUGCAGAAGUGGGCAGCCAGGGAGACUGCAACUUAUGGUCAGUUGAGAGAGAGACUCCGAACACUCUCAGUGUUUCAUAUCUGAGAAAAGUUGGUAUCAUGCAUCACAGCACACAUUUAACUGCAUGCAUGUAGAUAUUUAUAUAGCUGUUUUAUCAUCACCUUGUUUGUAAGUUUUCACUUUCAAUGUAGACUGCCCUGCAAUGCACUGCAUAAUUAUAACUUUCAAAAAAAGCACAUAAUUUUGUUAGCCUUUACUAGUUUCUUAAUGUUGUCAAUUAUUAUUAGUCAAUUAAUGCUCCCCAAGUCAUUUUUGUACUGCAGCUAGAGCUUCAGCUAGUGUUGUACAUAACUUCUGUAACAGCUCCAAGAUUGAUGAUUUACAAAGCAUUGCUCUGAUGUCGUAAAUGAGGAGCUGUGAAUGACACUAUCCUCCGUUGGACUUUCCCCAGAGACAAGUUCUCUUCUGGGAUUGUUGAAAAACACUUUGACUAUAUUCCAAGCUUGCAUAAUAAGCCUCCUUAUCUCUCACAUAGAAGAGACUGAAAUUCUGCUCACACCCUAAGAGAGUUACUCUCAUCAGAUGUACCUAUAAUCAAAUAUUGUCAAAGUCCACUAAAGCGGACGUCACCAAUUACAUCGAUUAACUCAAGUUCAGCAUAGUCCUAGUCAUUACAGAAUUGCUACUGUAUGGAAAAGUACUGCCAGGAUAUACCACAAGCUGCAGUACUGCCACGAAAUUGAGAAUUUGUACGUGGAAGAGGUCCACUCUUUCUCAACUCACUUCAGCCUAACCAGUAUACCAACUAUAAGAGUGCCACUAAAGAGAAAUCACAUCUGCUUUUUUGAUCUAUGGGUGAAAGGUGACAAGAUUACCCAGGAUUUUAUGCUAAAUGUGAUGUUGGCAGAUUUGACUAUUUCCUCCUCAUCUCAUUUU
Molecule: messenger RNA, 4040 nt
Organism: Halichondria panicea
Lineage: Eukaryota; Metazoa; Porifera; Demospongiae; Suberitida; Halichondriidae
Product: death-associated protein kinase 1-like
Exons: 3
Coding region: 57-3188 (1043 amino acids)
Biological process (GO): signal transduction
Molecular function (GO): protein binding
Source: RefSeq, a predicted model, not a curated record